Molecule: messenger RNA, 2739 nt
Organism: Rotaria sp. Silwood1
Lineage: Eukaryota; Metazoa; Rotifera; Eurotatoria; Philodinida; Philodinidae
Source: the annotation of a GenBank genome assembly
AUGUCAACAUUUCAACAUAAUCAAUUCAAUGGUUUUUCACCAAUACUUUUAUCACCAUCUUCAACAAGCAAUACAACAAUAACAAAUCAUAAUCAUAUACUUUUAUUUGAUAAUAGUGAUCAAGGUUCAGUUGAUUCUGAUUAUACAUCAUUAGGUAGUUCGAAAUUUUAUGGUAAUAGUGGUUCAUCAUCAUCACUUCAUCAUCAAGGACGUUCACAAUCAUUUGAUGAAUUAGCAUCAACAACAAUUACAACAACAACAAUACCAACAAGACAUUUUAAUGGUACAUUAAAUGUAAAUAAAUUAAAUAAUGAUCCAUUACAAUUUGUUAAAAUACAUCCAAAUCAUGAAUUAAUUGAACGUGCACAAGAACAAUUAACAUUAUUAGAAUCACGAAAACGUUUACAAGAAAAUUUUAAAUUAAAUAAUAAUAAUAAUAAUGAUAUUAUUAAUAAUAUAAAAAUAAAUAAUUUAAAUGAUGAUGAUAAUACUGAUUGGUCAAAGGCUGUUGAAAAUUGGCGUCAAAAACGUGAACAAAAACGUAAACAAAGUUCAAGUACAAUUCGUACUGAAAAUGAACCAACAACAACAUCAAAUAUUGAACCUUCACUUCCUAGUCCUGUUAAAAAUUUUGAUGUACCUGAAACAAAACCUAAAUUACUUUCUACUCCUUUACCUCCGCCUCCACCGACUAAUGUCUCACCAUUAUCUGUAACAACAAAUAUAUCUACUGGACAAUUAUUCCUAUCGAAUCGAAUUGAAUCAAAAAGUCCAACACCUCCACGAAAUAGAGGUCCAGGUAAAAUUCAUGAAAUAUUUAUUCAAAAACCAGUUGAAAUACGUGGUUUUGGUUUUAAACUUGAUGGUGGUCCAGCACAAAAUCGACCUAUUUAUAUUUCAACACUUGAAGAUGGUAGUCCUGCUGAUAAAGCUGGAUUAUGUAUUGAUGAUGAAGUUAUAUCCAUGAAUGAUGAAAAUAUUCAAAAUAUGACAUUUGAUCAAGUACGAAAAAUUCUUAAAGAUCGAAAUUUACGUGGAAGUAUUAAAAUGGUUGUUAAAACCUAUGAAGAUAUUAUCGAUGAUAAUUCUCAAACAGUUACAAUUGAACAUAGUCGGACACCAUCACCACAAAAACCUGUAUCUAAUUUACAAUCAAAUAUAUCCGUACCUCCAAUAUCUACAACAACAAGUACAAUAAUCGUUUCAUCAACGACUCCAUCAAAUGUUCAAUCACCUGUUUAUACAUUUUUACCUAGUACUGCUCCUCCACCACCACCACCACCACCUCCUCCUCCUACUUCAUCUAUUUCAACAUCUGAUACAAUUUCGAAUAUUCCUAUUCAACAAAUAUCAUCAUCACCAUUAAAUAUAUUCGCACCAAAACCAUUUCGUUCAACAGCUUCAAUUAAUCUUGAUUCACCAAGAAAUAAUGAAACAACAACAGGUACUGUUGAACAACAAUCAUCAACUGUAACAAAAUCAGCAUCUCGAGGCGUAGUUAAUACACUUCUAUCUAAUCCAACAUUAAUUUCAUCAAAUAUUAUCGAUUCACCAUCAUCUAUAAUAAAUAAUCCAAAACCACCACCACCACCAUUAACAUCAGUUGAUACUUUAUUACAUGGUUCAUCAAAUUCUAAUAAUAAUGAUUCUCCUAUUGCACAAGUACGAACAUCAGUUGAGAAAAAAAUGAGUCAAUUACAACAAGAACUUUUACUUGGUUAUCCUCAUACACAAACAUCACGAGAACAACGACCCAUCAAUAUACCAAUUGAUUUAACGAAAGCUUCAUUAACAAAUUCUACAAUAAAAACAUCAUCAUCAUCAUCACCAUCAUUUUCACCUUCAAUUCAACAACAAGAUUCAAAUGUUAAUAAUCAUAAUAAUCGAACAUAUGGUGUAAAAAUUACUCCAUAUGAAAAUACAAUUCAUUAUUUAGAUUCACAUAAUCAACAACAAUCAUCAACAUCACAAUUAUCUGAUCGUACAGUUAAUGAAUUAAGAGUUAAUUUAUCUUCACCAUCAACAUUUCAACAACAACAAACUUCUCAUCAAUUAGAUGAAAAAAUUCCACAACAACGUAUUACAAGUAAACAACUUCAUACAACACUUAAUCAAGCACCAAGAAAAAGUCAUUAUGAUGAUCAUUCAUGGAUUACUGAUGAGCAACGAAAACUAACAGCUACUUUAUCUGCACCACCACUAUCACAAGUUUCUUCAUAUAAUAAUGAAAGAAAUGGUAGUAGUAGUAGUAAUCGUCGAAUUACACCCCAAACUUCUCAACAUCAUCAAGAUUUACAAAUGAAUAGACAAGUAUCAAAUGAAUCAAAUACGUUUUAUUAUGAUGCUCAUACCAAUGAAUCUCAUCAUUAUCGUUCACGAACUAAUCAACAACAACAACAACAACAAAGAGAUUUUGAUCAGUCAAAUAAUCGACAUCAUCGAACAAAACAUUCAACAAAAUCACCAAUUCGUACGACGAUUAAUAGUAAUAAUAAUCGAGUUUUAUCUGUUAGUGGUAAAUUACGUUGUUCACGUUGUAAUGAUGAAUUAGGUCAAGGUUCAGCAAUGGUUAUUGAGUCUCUUGGUUUAUAUUAUCAUAUAGAAUGUUUUCGAUGUUUUGUUUGUAAUAUACCUUUAUCAUCAUCAUUUGAAGGAACAGAUGUUCGUGUACGAAGUAAUCGACUUCAUUGUCAAAAUUGUUUUUCAGAUGAAAAUGGUGUAAAAUUAAGUGCCGUCUAA